AUGUCUUCACCGCCGCAAUCGCCGCCGCAAAAGAAGCAGAAAACCGCCACAAAAACCCAGUUUUCAGACAUUCUGGAGGACAUCAUACUCAGUGAAAUCCUCCCAAGACUUCCCGCCAAAACCCUAGUUCGAUUCAAAUCCGUCUCUCGUGAAUGGAAAUCGGUCAUCUCAAGUACCCAAUUCGCCAAAACUCAUCUUACGCAUUUGCCUUCUCUCUCCUCGAGGUCUGUUCUUACCCUUGAUUAUUCUUGCAACUUUGAGGCUCUUGAUUAUGGAGAUUACAAUCUUGAUUUCUGCAGAUUUGGCCCUAAUGAUCGUUUAAUUGCUUCCAAUAAUCUUGAUUUCAGCAAAGGCCCUAAUAAUGAACCUUUCAAUUGGUUGGUUGGUUCUUGUAACGGUUUAGCUUUGUUGGUUCCAGAUACUUGUUUUAAAUCCGAUUUUCGUUUUGUGGUUUAUAAUCCUGUUCUUCGUACUGAUGCUGAUGCUUUUAUUGAGAUUCAACAUCCUCAAGGAUUUAAUAUUCCUACUGAUCCAUUGUUUUAUGAUAACCUUAGUUUUGGGUUUGGUUAUGUUUCAUCUCAUAAGGAUUACUACAUUGUUGCCAUUAAGUUUCCUGAGUGCUUAACUCGUCCCGAGUUGGUUGCCUUUGUAUACUCGUUUACAACCCGAGAAUGGAAAAUAAAAGAAUCACCGCGAAAAGAUCAGGAAAAUAGGCUGGUAUUGCAAGAUUACUGGGUUAAUAGAAUUGGAGUUCUGGUGAAAGAAACUUUGCAUUGGGGUAUUGCAAUAGGGGAGAAUAAAUGUAUUGUUGUCUUUGAUUUGAUUAGUCAGGGAGAGUUUACAAAGAUGGAAUUGCCUUAUGCCGAUUUUGGGGAAGGUGUAAACUUUGCUUUUAGUUUGUGCUGUUUGAAUGAUUGCUUGUGUGCUUGGGGAAUUUAUGAUGUUGGAGAAGUAGUAGAGAUGUGGACGAUGAAAGAAUAUGGAGUGCAGGAAUCAUGGACCAUGUUGUUUCGUCAUAGAUCGGUGGAUUAUUAUUGUCGUGAUUUUUUUGGAUUAACCAAAUCUGAAAGGGUUUUGGUUUCCUACUCUAGGGAUGAGCUAAUGCUUGCUGACUUCAGUCGUGAUCCUCCAGAAACUUUUUUGGUUCCUGAAUUUGUGGACAAAGUGUGUGUCGUGGAUUACGUUCAAAGCCUUGUGUCACCUCUUGCUGUAACUGGAAGGGAAGAGGAUGGAUGA
Messenger RNA from Chenopodium quinoa (quinoa), 1236 nucleotides. Its product is annotated as F-box/kelch-repeat protein At3g23880-like. The coding region runs from base 1 to 1236 and encodes 411 amino acids. The record is from RefSeq and is a predicted model, not a curated record. Lineage: Eukaryota; Viridiplantae; Streptophyta; Magnoliopsida; Caryophyllales; Amaranthaceae. The transcript has a single exon. Gene Ontology annotation, molecular function: protein binding.